This is a messenger RNA of Pyrgilauda ruficollis (rufous-necked snowfinch), 665 nucleotides long. RefSeq names its product structural maintenance of chromosomes protein 1A-like. The record is from RefSeq and is a predicted model, not a curated record. Lineage: Eukaryota; Metazoa; Chordata; Aves; Passeriformes; Passeridae. The transcript has 5 exons. Gene Ontology annotation, molecular function: DNA binding. Gene Ontology annotation, biological process: sister chromatid cohesion. Gene Ontology annotation, cellular component: nucleus; cohesin complex. The annotation marks the transcript as partial.
CGUGUCCCCAGGACGCGCAGGCGGAGGAGGAGAUCCGGCAGGAGAUGGCGGCGCUGCAGCAGCGGCUGACGGAGCAGCAGAGCGUCCUGCAGCGCAUCGCCGCGCCCAACAUGAAAGCCAUGGAGAAACUGGAGAGCGUCCGCGACAAGUUCCAGGAGACCUCGGACGAGUUCGAGGCGGCCCGCAAGCGCGCCAAGAAGGCCAAGCAGGCGUUUGAGCAGAUGAAGAAGGAGCGGUUCGACCGCUUCAACUCCUGCUUCGAGGCCGUGGCCACCAACAUCGACGAGAUCUACAAAGCGCUGUCCCGCAACAGCAGCGCCCAGGCAUUUUUGGGACCGGAGAACCCCGAGGAGCCGUACCUGGACGGGAUCAAUUACAACUGUGUGGCCCCCGGGAAGCGUUUCCGGCCCAUGGACAACCUGUCAGGGGGGGAGAAAACCGUGGCUGCGCUGGCCCUGCUCUUCGCCAUCCACAGUUACAAACCCGCGCCGUUCUUCGUGCUGGACGAGAUCGACGCCGCGCUGGACAACACCAACAUCGGCAAGGUGGCCAAUUACAUCAAGGAGCAGUCGGCCGCCAACUUCCAGGCCAUCGUCAUCUCCCUCAAGGAGGAAUUCUACACCAAGGCGCAGAGCCUGAUCGGCGUCUACCCGGAGGUACAGCCC